This is a messenger RNA of Panicum virgatum (switchgrass), 1613 nucleotides long. Its product is annotated as F-box protein At5g07610-like. Gene Ontology annotation, molecular function: protein binding. The transcript is spliced from 3 exons. Bases 140 to 1348 code for a protein of 402 amino acids. The record is from RefSeq and is a predicted model, not a curated record. NCBI's taxonomy places the organism in Eukaryota, Viridiplantae, Streptophyta, Magnoliopsida, Poales, Poaceae.
CACGUGUCCAUGCUCGCCUCUUCCCUAUCCAGUCUUCACUUUUUUUUUCUUCAGAAACUAUCAGUCUUCACCGAAACUUGAAAGGGUGCCCGCAGUGCUCUCACCGCCGCCGGAGUCGAUCUGCCGGCCUGGUGCUCCCAUGCGCCCAUCACCGUGUUCAGUAAGCAAUACAAAAGAAGAAAACAUGGACCAUAAGGAGGAGAUUUGUGCCGCCAAGCUAACUGAUGAUCUAGUAGUAGACAUACUGUCCCGGUUGCCAUUCAAAUCUUUUUGCCGUUUUAAAUGCGUAUGCAAAUCCUGGCUUACUUUCUCGUCCGAUCCUCACUACUGCCAGAAGCUGCCCAAAGUUCCAGCUGGUUUUUUCUACCAAGAUAGUGACAACUCUGCUGUCCAGCUUGUUAGUCUGUCCAAAAAUGACGAAGGAAUUGAUGGAACUCUUAGUUUCUUGCCAGAUUAUGAACAACUAAAAUUUAUUGACUGUUGCAAUGGCCUAGUCCUUUGUGAGUACCGGAGCAACCAUACUUCUCCAGACAUUCUUCGCUUCAUUGUGUGUAACCCGGCAACACGAGAGUGGAGAAUACUUCCUGAUACUCAACGAGAUGCAGACAACUUCUAUUACAAAACAAUGUUGGGCUUUGAUCCAUCAAGAUCACCACACUUCUGUGUCUUCAACUUCCACGAGAAGCGUGGCACUGGCAAUCUUGUGCUUGGUACCAGGCGAGUUGAGAUGUUUUCGUCUCGCAACUCCCUGUGGCUUGUGAAUUCUGAUUUGUGGGAUCCUGAGAAUAAUACGAUAUCGGUUUCUGUGAGACCACACGUGUUCCUUGAUGGAUUCUUGUAUGCACAUUCAGAUCUUGAUGUUUUGGUGUUGGAGGACGUGGUGGCAGAGGCAGAAAACAUUGGCGUCCCACCCUCUAAUUGGACAAUUAAGUUGCCACUCCACAGGAUCGACUGUAUGGCGGAUCAUUGCUUCAGAGGUUGCCUUGGUCAAUUUUCAGGUAUGUUACACUAUGCAGUGGCAGAGGAGGAUGGUCACACAGUUCUCAUAUGGAGUUAUGCUGAUGGUAAUCCUCAUGGAUGGACUGUUGAGCAUAGACUUAGUAUGAGAAAUGCAUUAGGAAGGGAUGACUUUGUUCACUAUGAGGAUGGCUGGAUUUGGACUUGUAAUUAUGAAAUUAUUGCUUUUGACCUGGAAAGGGAGGUUCUUUUCCUCAUCGAUGAAACGACAAAUAAGCUUCUUUCCUACGGAAUCAGCACUAGGAAGGUUGAUGAGAUUAAAGAUGGCUCCCACUGGUAUAUGUACUAUGUUCCCUGCUACUCAAAGCUUCCAGACCAGGAACCUUACUGAAGAGUGAAGAUGUAGUGAGUGGCGUGUUUCACUCGUACUCAUGAUUUCUGCCACUCAUCAGCAUGAACAAGUGUUGCAGGCUGCUAUUUUGAAAAUUAAGAACUUCCUCUGUUUCUUUUCUUUUAAGAUGCUACAGGUAGUGGUAUGUUAAUGUACUAACUAACCUGGGAAGCUAUGUAAUGUAAGAAAAACCAUCACCAGAUUCCAGUCCAUGGUCUUGUAUGCUCUUACCUCUUCAAUGUCUCAGAUUACGUUUUUCCCCUAA